Molecule: messenger RNA, 1369 nt
Organism: Hibiscus syriacus
Lineage: Eukaryota; Viridiplantae; Streptophyta; Magnoliopsida; Malvales; Malvaceae
Product: transcription factor UNE12-like
Exons: 7
Coding region: 1-975 (324 amino acids)
Biological process (GO): regulation of transcription by RNA polymerase II
Cellular component (GO): nucleus
Molecular function (GO): protein dimerization activity; RNA polymerase II cis-regulatory region sequence-specific DNA binding; DNA-binding transcription factor activity, RNA polymerase II-specific
Source: RefSeq, a predicted model, not a curated record
AUGGGUGGCAAUCAACAGGAAGCCGGGUUAGGUGAUGAUUUCUUCGAGCAGAUCCUGUCGGUACCACCGGGAUACGGUGGUGGUGGCGGCGGCGGAGGCGGUGAUGCUACCUUACCUAUGGGGUUGCAGCUAGGGUCAGGUGGUGGUGAUGCAACCGGAGGCACUGGUGGUGGAGGAUUUAGAGGGAUGGGAAUGAUGCCUUUAGGGUUGAAUUUGGAACAUGGAUUCUUGAGACAUGAAGAUGGAGUUGUUGAUAACAGCAGCAGCAACAACAACAAUGCUUCUUGUUCAGCUGGUUCUGCUGUUGCUGGAAUCAGUGAGAGAGAUUCUAUGCAUAUGGUAAGUUUGUUUCCACCUUUUGGACAAAUGCAAGCUCAGCAAAUUCGCCCUUCACCGCCGCCGCCUCAGCCUCCACAGCAGCUCCACCAGCCAUUUCAUAGCCAGCCAACAUCGGGUCCAGUUGCUGCUGCACCGCAGCCACCUGCCGCCCGUCCUAGGGUACGAGCUAGGCGAGGACAGGCGACCGAUCCCCACAGUAUCGCAGAGCGGCUACGUCGAGAAAGAAUCGCCGAAAGAAUGAAGGCUUUGCAAGAGUUGGUUCCUAGCUGCAACAAGACGGACAGGGCAGCUAUGCUCGACGAAAUUGUAGAUUACGUGAAGUUCCUUAGACUUCAAGUUAAGGUUCUCAGCAUGAGCAGACUUGGUCCCGCAGGUGCCGUGACUCCGCUUGUAGCCGAUAUACCAUUAUUAUCCGUUGAGGGAGAUGGAAGCCAGCCUGCCUGGGAAAAAUGGUCAAACGAUGGCACCGAACAGCAAGUGGCUAAGCUGAUGGAAGAAGACAUCGGAGCCGCCAUGCAGUUUCUUCAGUCCAAGGCGCUCUGCAUCGUGCCGAUCUCACUGACGUCCGCCAGCUUCCCCGCACAUCAAUCGGAUGCACCGACGAUCGUCAAGCCCGAAUCGAACAAUCCUUCAUAGAAGAUCCAAAAUCAACUUCAUGAUGCAUGUAGAAAUCACUCCUAGCUCACUCGCGAUAAGCUGUUCCGUGGUUCGAUCGAGGCUCUAACUCCAACCACCGGCAACUUUUUUGGAAGGUAUAUGGUAUAUCCCACGGUGUAUGUCAAAUGGAAAAACAAAAACUCCAAAGGUGGAUUGAUGUAUUCCUCUAAUUUGUAAUACGAGUGGAGGAUGACCAUAAAAUAAUUGUGGUAGGGAUUCGCUUUCUUUUAUUUUCCUUUUUCUUGGAUAAUGGGAAGUGGGACCAUCGAAAUUGGAUGGGUAGGUAUCUCCACGAUGCAUUUGAAGAAAAUUUUAAUGCAACUUGAACCAUGUUAUGUACUUCCCUUUUAUAUGGCCUUUGCCCACCGUCGAA